Chaetomium strumarium is the source of this 1135-nucleotide messenger RNA. RefSeq lists its product as uncharacterized. NCBI's taxonomy places the organism in Eukaryota, Fungi, Ascomycota, Sordariomycetes, Sordariales, Chaetomiaceae. The coding region runs from base 302 to 1033 and encodes 243 amino acids. The transcript is spliced from 3 exons. The record is from RefSeq and is a predicted model, not a curated record.
AAUAGCUUCUCGGGUACCCGGUGUAUUCUGAGUUUUAAGCGUGAAUUAAUGCUAGACUCGGGCUUCCCCUCCAGGCGAUCACAUUGGUGGGACCUAUUACAAACAAUCCUGGGCAGCGGUUUCGCCCAUUAUGAAGCAUGACAAAGAACUCCACGAGCAAAACCUCUUGGCUCUCGGCACUCAUCCGAAGCCCUGGCCAGCUGGCCGAAACCGGAAUGUUAGCGGCCAUAUCUAAUCUUCAAGUUCUGAAACCUGUGUUAUUGAACUCAACACCCGAUCCUGUCUUGGCCUCAUUCUCAGAAUGGCGGCUCGUGCCUCGUCAUUCUCAAGACCUCUCCGCCAGAGACUUGCCCUCCUCUCUCAAUUUGUCUUGGGUUGCCCCAUCGUGGGAUUCAGCGCUCUGUACCUUUGGACGAGCAGGUGCCGCUUUGAGCCGUUUGGCCCAGAGAACUCGACGCUUUUUCGACACCCGAUACUUAAGACCAUCAACCCAAGAAACAACCCGUCCUCAAAUGACUGCUGCGUCCGGGCUGUCCCAUUAGCCCAGGUCAGACCGGAGCUGCUAGAAGACGCACGACGGGGAGGCGCUCGCAUGGUUGAAACCUUCUGUGCAGGCAUGUGGGGAGGAUACGGGUAUGGCAUCCAGCGCAAUAUCAUGCGUAUGACUAAAGACGGAUCGAACAUCAACGAUUUGUGGACCAAGCAGGAACUUCUGCGUGAUAGCUAUGAGCCAGGGACCGUCAUCACAAACCAUUUUCUCGUUCUUGACAAGACACCAUCGACUCUCACAUUCAGGGGCUGCCUCGGGCCCAAGCAAUUACCUCCAACACCUCAGGAGCUGGAUAAUAUCUUUGAGCUGUCCGCUACCGUGGACGAAAAAAACCAACGGGUCGAGUUCAGGCUGAAAUGCAUCACCUUUGACGGCACCGAUUUAACGGGCAGGGAAGACCCCUACGGUGGGUUCCCAGGAUUUUUACAUCGGCAGUAUGCGAAGCUGCUCGUAGAAGCAGCGGUGAGCAAUUGUGUACGAUAGAUGAGGCCUGCGUCUAAUUGUAAAUAAUACACCACUUCGUCUAGUCACGUUCCGAACGACCUCUGAUAUCUGGGGCUGACUGCGAGCUUCUUUAUCGUCGUG